AUUUCAGUGGAUGGCUGUGUGCUGGGGAGGCUGAUCUCUCCACUGAAAGCUGAUGUGGUUCCAAAGACAGCAGAAAACUUCAGAGCUCUUUGUACUGGUGAAAAAGGAUUUGGGUAUAAAGGAUCCACUUUUCACAGAGUGAUUCCUUCAUUUAUGUGCCAGGGUGGUGACUUUACAAAUCAUAAUGGAACCGGUGGAAAAUCCAUUUAUGGCAGUAGAUUUCCAGAUGAAAAUUUCAUACUCAAGCAUGUAGGACCUGGUGUUCUUUCUAUGGCCAAUGCAGGACCCAAUACAAAUGGAUCUCAGUUCUUCAUUUGCACUGCAAAAACUGACUGGCUAGAUGGAAAACAUGUUGUUUUUGGGCAUGUAAAGGAAGGAAUGGAUGUCGUGAAAAAAAUUGAGAGCUUUGGUUCCAAGAGUGGAAAGACCUCUAAAAAGAUUGUCAUUACUGACUGUGGCCAGCUGUCCUAGCCUUUUGCCCUACCAUUCAGGACAACUUUGACGCUGUGAAAAAUGAGUCAUAAAAACCCCCAAACAUUUCUGAUCCCAUGAGUAGCACAUAUGGAACCAUAUUUUCUAUUUAACUUGGUCCAACUUUUAUAUUUAUAUUGAAUAAUAUUGAUUAGAAUAAAACAAUGUUUUAACUGAGCUACCUUGGUAGUCACACUGUCACACUGAUUCGGUAGAGUCCCAUUGCGUUUUGAAAGAAG
Balearica regulorum gibbericeps (East African grey crowned-crane) is the source of this 710-nucleotide messenger RNA. The record is from RefSeq and is a predicted model, not a curated record. NCBI's taxonomy places the organism in Eukaryota, Metazoa, Chordata, Aves, Gruiformes, Gruidae.